UACUACUUCUGCGGCCUGUUUUGAUGGCGUCACGACCAUUUCUCCCGCUAUUCGAGCCUGGUUGCCUUGGAAACUAGAUUCACGAGCGGCAGUUCGAAAAAAAAAUUAAAGUUCGACUUUUUAGCAAAUACAAAUGGCCAACAUAUUUACAUUAAAAAAAUCCAUUCUAUCCUAUCUUAACACGAGUGGCGGCUUGAAGAAACUCGCCAAAGACUGCGAUUCCUUCAACGACCCCCAGCACAACGAGGCCGUGUAUCGCUUUUGUAUCACCGUCAAUCCUUCUGAUGUGGUUGAGGUGGACCCUGAACUGGGCGACUGCAUAUUACACGACCCCCAGCGAGCCACUGCCUUGUUUCAGUCUGUUUGCUUCAUGGCCAUAAAGAAAAUGUCACUUAUUGAGAAAAUACAAACAGAGUGCCAGGUGAGCGUCAUUUUGAAGCUGACGCAUCUUCCUCCAUUUCCCGAGUAUGUCUUGGACUUGGCCCGUUUUCCUCGCAUGCAUCACAGCAUGAAGCUCGUCCUCAUGGAAGGCCUGGUCAUCGCUACCACAAGGGUCACUAAAUACACCCGGGGGGCCAGGUUCCUAUGCAGUAACGACAGUUGUCCCUUCUCUUUGGGUUUCCACACUAUUCGGGUUCACGCGCCCGGAGCCACCGAGUCGGCAACUGUGAGAAACGACUUCAUUUGCUUGGCCUGCACCUCACCUCUCAGAGAGGAUGUCAAGUUCAGAGUGUUGGGAGACAAGCAGCUGGUGGAAUUGAUCCAUGUCGAUGCACUUAACGUCCUUCGUGCCCCUCAACAGAACUCACUCAGAUACCAGUCGGUCACACUGUUCCUCAGAGAUGAGCUGUGUAACGUGAUGAGCAUCGGUCAGCUCUACCGAGUGAUCGGCAUACCUGCGCAUGUGCACCGCUCGCCCAACGUCACCUGGAGCGUCGAAGCCAACAGCGUCCAGCCUUGGGAGCCAGAGUAUCCACAAGAAGUCAACAGCAAGUUCAAGGAGCUGCUAAAGGCAACCAGUGAUUCUCCUUGGAGGUUUUCCGCCAUGCUCGCUCACUGCUUCGGUCUGGAUGUGGUUCCUCCGGGGCUCUUCAACACCUUGAAGCUCAGCUUGUUGCUCAGCUUGGUGCAAACCGGAGCGGAUGCCAACAACACAGUAUUCAACUUGGAUCUCUUGGUCACGGCAGACGACAAGCUCAUAGUUGACAGGUUGAUGGCAUACGGCUUAAGCUUGGCCCGCCGCGGGGUGCGGCAUUCGGCUUCGGGAAAGCUGGUUGCGUCUCUCUCCCAGGAUGAGCAUGGGGCAGGCACCGCCAAUAUCCAUGCCGGCUCCGCCUUGCUGGCCACCGGUGGCAUUUGCAUGCUGGGAGAUUUGAGUGGCUUCAGAAAGGACAAACUGGAUGACAUUCAGUCAGUUCUGGACAGCCGCACGAUGUCCGUGUUCAUCCCCGGCAAGAAGUAUGGCGAGGACGCCGAGCAGCGGCUUCAUUUCCCCGUCUUGUGCAGCUUCUGGGCCCUCACAGACUCCACCCACCCACCUUGGCGCUCUGGGAGGGCGCACGACGCCCCCAUGGGAGCGGCGGACAUGGGUGCGAUACUGCCUCAGCUGGCGGAAAGUUUUGGUCUGGUGGUUCAGUGCGUGGAUCACGGCGGGAAGCAGUCGCUUGCACAGGCAGUCCACACCCUCCGGCAGGCAAUUUACCCUGGAGAAUAUCUCUACCCAUCCUUGCUCAACUUCUCCAGUCAAGAAUACAAGGAGCUGGUGGCCCAUGCACAAAGCCUGAAAGUGGAUCUGAGUGCCGGCGCGCAGAUGAUGCUCCACGGUUACUACAUGGCCAGCCGCGUGAUCCGCUCACAAAGGCACAGCGUCAAAAUGUCGGUGGCUUCGGUCAAAUUGUUGAUCUCUUUAGCAGAGGCCCACUGCAAAUUAAGCCUGCGACGACAGGUACUGGAGGAAGACGCCGUGAUUGCGGUGCUCCUCUGCGAAAAUUCGGUCACUCUCAAGCACGGGGCGUCUGUGCUCGUUAUCCCGCCCGAUGCCGUGUUCCCCGGCGAGCUGGGAGAUGCGGAUGGCCUGCUCAGGAGAGAUCGAGCUUUGGGCCAACUCCGCCAGGACAUCCUACGCUUCAUCUACGCCUACGCGCCGCAAGCGGAUGCCUGUGUCACAGAGGAGUAGCGGACCAGCGCUUCGCUAAA
Messenger RNA from Hippocampus comes (tiger tail seahorse), 2196 nucleotides. RefSeq names its product minichromosome maintenance domain containing 2 (gene mcmdc2). Gene Ontology annotation, biological process: double-strand break repair via break-induced replication. Gene Ontology annotation, molecular function: DNA binding; ATP binding; single-stranded DNA helicase activity. The transcript has 14 exons. Gene Ontology annotation, cellular component: nucleus. Lineage: Eukaryota; Metazoa; Chordata; Actinopteri; Syngnathiformes; Syngnathidae. The coding region runs from base 134 to 2176 and encodes 680 amino acids. The record is from RefSeq and is a predicted model, not a curated record.